GGGAGGUAAGGGGUUUGCGGGAGGUUGCCCCGGGGGCGUCAGGCCCUGACGGGCUUUGUGGGCUGGGCGCUGAGCCCGCGCGCGGGAGAGGCGCACGGUUUUUCUGUGUGAGUGGAGAAGACAGUUGCUGCACGUAGAAGUGACACAGCAUUUUUUUAGGAUGUCUGAAGAUGAAGAAAAAGUGAAAUUACGCCGUCUUGAGCCAGCUAUCCAGAAAUUCAUUAAGAUAGUAAUCCCAACAGAUCUGGAAAGGCUAAGAAAGCACCAGAUAAAUAUUGAGAAGUAUCAAAGGUGCAGAAUCUGGGAUAAGUUGCAUGAAGAGCAUAUCAAUGCAGGACGUACAGUUCAGCAACUCCGUUCCAAUAUCCGGGAAAUGGAGAAACUUUGUUUGAAAGUCCGAAAGGAUGAUCUAGUACUUCUGAAGAGAAUGAUAGAUCCUGUUAAAGAAGAAGCAUCAGCAGCAACAGCAGAAUUUCUUCAACUCCAUCUGGAAUCUGUAGAAGAACUUAAGAAACAAUUUAAUGAUGAAGAAACUUUAUUACAGCCUUCUUUGACCAGAUCCAUGACUGUUGGUGGAACAUUUCACACUGCUGAGGCUGAAGCUGACCCUCAGAAUAUGACUCAGGUAUAUGCAUUGCCUGAAAUUCCUCGAGAUCAAAAUGCUGCAGAAUCAUGGGAAACCUUAGAAGCGGACUUAAUUGAACUUAGCCAACUGGUCACUGAUUUCUCUCUCCUAGUGAAUUCUCAGCAGGAGAAGAUUGACAGCAUUGAAGACCAUGUCAACAGAGCUGCUGUGAAUGUUGAAGAGGGAACCAAAAACUUGGGGAAGGCUGCAAAAUACAAGCUGGCAGCUCUGCCUGUGGCAGGUGCACUCAUCGGAGGAGUGGUGGGGGGUCCGAUUGGCCUCCUUGCAGGCUUCAAAGUGGCAGGAAUUGCAGCUGCACUUGGUGGUGGGGUGUUGGGCUUCACAGGUGGAAAACUGAUACAAAGAAAGAAACAGAAAAUGAUGGAGAAGCUCGCUUCCAGCUGUCCAGAUCUUCCCAGCCAAACUGACAAAAAAUGCAGUUAGAAACCAAACUUCAGUAUUAUUGGCGCCAAUGUGUUUAUCCUAAUGAGGACCUUUGCUGCUGUUGGACACUCAGUCGGCUUUUGGAACAUGAUCAUAUCAAGAUAGUGGUUGUAGAUGCCAAAAUGGGAUUGAACUGUGAUAAAUGGAUAUAUUUUGUUGUUUGCUGGAGUGUGAAUGGAGAUGUUAGACAUUGAGGAGCCUGGGCUGAGGGUGUGUAAUGUUGUCAGGUAAAGUUUAAAGACUGCCAAGGAGCAGAUUUUCUGCCUGGAAAUGUGAAAAAUGAAUUUAUAACUUUGAUAAAGACUCGAGAUGUAUGGACAUGAUGGGUUAUGGAAGAUUAGUCUAUUCCAUAACCCUGACUUAGAGACCCUAAGGCUAAGUGUGUUAUAAAUAUGCUUAUCUAUCUCCUAAAUGUAGGAGGUUAUGUAGGCCUGCUAACAACAAAAAAGAAUGGGGAGUUCAGGAGCCUUUCUUACCAGAUAAGGAAAUCAGGAUCUAGUGAGGGGCACAGGAGAAUUACAUAAUGGAGUCCAUUUGGUGGACCCUAGUACAGUUUGGUCCACCUGUAUUUUCUGGUGAAGGAUACUAAUAGUGUAAGAAAAUGGAAAGAGAGGUGCAACUUCUCUUUGAGAUAGCUUAAUUUGUGACACUGGCUUCUCAAGUGAUAGGAGACUAUUAAGCCAGUCACUAAGCUUGGUCUGUGAGCCUGUCUCUUAACACCUCAAAGACCUAGUGCCCUCUGCCUUCCCUCCCUUGUAAUUCUGAAAAGUUCUUUGACUUUGUGGGGUGAAUUCUACCCAUGUGUAAUGAGGACUUUUCUCAUAAUCUGCUUUCUUGUAUUGUCUCCCAUCUAUGUUUAUCCUUUCUUAUAACCUCUAGGUUACAGAGAGAAAGGAAGAGAAAUCUCCGAACAUAUUCAACAUUGUUAGAGUUUGAGGUAAAAAAUAAGCAGAGGGCAGAGGGACACCAGAUCAUUUCUUGGGGCAUCAAUUUCAAGAGACUGACGUACCAGCCUUACAGGGAGUCUCUGACCCUAAGUCUUUUCAGCUAGCCCUUUGGGGAGCUAAGAACUAGCUUUCUACCUCACUUCUGUUACUACCAUCCUUUUCUCCAGGCUUUGCUGUCUCAUGCUUUACUUUACUUUUCACAGCUGUUAUUUCUUCCCAAGAAUGGCGUUCUUGUCUUUUCUCACAUUCAAGAUGAUAGACAAAGCCUGGUGCCAAGACUGAUCCUGAUGAAAGAUUUGUGGUGCUAAGCCCAACACUUCACACUGACAGCAAGCAUGGCCCAGCCCACCCCAGCGUCUAUCUCAAGUAGCAAAAAGGUUUUAAUUUUGUGAAAAAAGAAUUGAAAAUCACAGGUAGCCUCAUCCUAUAUCCCCAAUUCAUUUGAAGUAGGAAGGAGCCACCUUUUGCCUUAAUCUUUACUGUUUUCUGAGAGCAGAGGAAUGGGCACCUGUACCACAAAAUGUGUGAGCUCAGGAGCCAGAUUCUUCAGGUGGUUGAAUGGCUGGUUUAUCACUUCUCCCUUAUUGAGUUUACUCUUAAUAAUUUUUGUUGUUUGCUUGCGACUUUUACUUGUCUAAUAUAGGCAGACCUUUCUCUCUCACACUUUUUUGACUCUCACGAAUGAAUUCUAAUGAAGAGAAAGCACCAUUUCUUACUGGCAUUAAAUAACUGGAAAAUAUCAAGUAUUGCUGUGUGCUGACUUGUAUCUUCAGUAUAAUGCCAGGAAGCAGGUGCUUUGAAGAAGUGUCAGAUUCUGAUGCAGUAUUUGAUAUUGGAUACCUGUAAGGUUAGGAUAAUUAGUUUGGAACCCACCUUUUAAAAUAUUUUCUGAUCUUUGCUGUCCCUUUAACACAAGGUUUUCAGACCAGAAUGAGGAUCAGACUCAUCCAGGUUGCUUAUUUAAAACAAGAUUGCUCAACGUCAGUCCCAUAGGUAACUCUAACAAUGGCCAGUCUGGCCUGGAGCUAAAAUUCUAAAUUUAAGGUCUAGUUACAUCAAGACUCAGCUGUAUCACUGAAUUCUGUAAUUUCUAAGUAUUCUCCCCUUCAACAUGGCCCAGUCUUCAUUGUCCUGUAUCAUUCCCACUCCACCAGCCCACAAUUGGCUAUGCUUUUUAGCCCACCAUCUUUUUUUUUUUUUAAGGUUGAUUUAUUUAUUUUAGAGAGAAAAAGCGUAAGCGGGAGGGGCAGAGGGAGAGGGUGAGAGUCUCAAGCAGACUUCACACUGAGCACGUGGAGCCCGAUGCGGGGCUUGAUUCCACGACCCUGAGAUCACGACCUGAGCCAAAACCAAGAGUUGGACUCUUAACCCACUCUGCCACCCAGAACCCCCCUACCCUUAGCCCACCAUCUUAAUGGCACUAGGACUCACUAUCCUGUCACGCUAGUUUUACACUGGGAACUGGAGGGGAGAGAAGGCCUGUAACUGAAGUUUACGUUUCGUGUGAGGACCUCUCAUUUUUCAUCAGCAGUUUGGGACACCACUGUAUGUGCUCAUAUAGGCCUUUGAUUUUGACCACUCAUCAGGAUUGGAUGUUAUUCCAGCAGUCUUCACGCUCAGGCAAAUUGCAGUCCUUUUAAAAAGUUUUAUAAUUUAAAAUCAUUUAGAAAUUGUAUCUAAUUUCCCCAUAGUAGAAUCUGAUAACUUUUUGUAGAAAUUUGUAGAAGUGUUUAAUCAACUAUAAAUGAUAUACCUAAAACUACAAAGUGUUUAGAGGUAUGAAUUAGUUAAUAUAACACAGAAACCAAUCUUAAACUGAAUUAAUGCCCUAGGGUAUCAGAUUAAAUUCAUCUUCUUUGUGAUUCAUGUCUUACUUUUACUAGAUUCAAGUUAGAAGGUAAGGGUCACUUUGAUCAAGUUCUUAAAAUUUACAGAGGUACAAACUUCCAGUUAUAAAAUUAAAUCACGGGGUGGAAAGUAUAGAAUGUUGGGGGGGUGGAAUACAGAGGUUAUUUGAAUAAAGGCAGUGCUUCCUAAAGACCUUUUUUGUUUUUCUAAAGACUUUUUGAUAUAAUAAUCUGAGAAUUUCUCUGUAGAGCAGAGACUUUGAAACUGUAGUUGUAACCCACAGUAAAAAAUGCGUUUAUAUCAAAACUCAGCAUAUGUAUAAUGGAGAAUACCAUUAUGUGUAGUGUACUCUGAUGUUUUUUAUUUCAGUUUUUAAAAUAUUGCUGGUUGCAACCUACCAAAUUGAUUUCAUAAUCUACCAAUAGGUUGUGACCCUUAGUUUGUUUAAAAGAAGAAAACACCCUGUGGAGGAACUGAUGUUUAUUGCAUAUCUUCUGUUUUCCAGGCACUUCAGUAGGCAUUUCACAGGUAAGGAAACUGAGUCUCAGAGAAGUUAAGUGACUUACAGAGGGUUAUUCAGCUGUAAAAGGUUGAAACAAGGUGGGUGUUAACUAGGUCUCUUGGACUAUAAAAAUCUCUGUUACUCUCAUACUCUGCUACUUCUGUAUAUAAAAUCGAGGUAGGCCAUUCGUCCGGCUUCACCCCGACACUGGUAUGUUCUAUAAGGCAGGCUUGCAGUGAAGUUACAUGUGCCAUUUGUUUGCAGCUUUUUUUUUUUUUAAAUCUUUUGUCCCAAAGUGUCCUGCAGCCCCAAAGUUUUUAAUAGCGGCUGGUGCAGAAGUACCUAGUGCUGAAUUGUCCUUAGACUGUAAAAUUAAAAAUGUUUCCAUCCCACCUACACAUCCUACAAAUUCCUUUGUAUUCCAUGGGUUAUAGCCAUCUCUUCAGCAGUGCUUUUUUAUAUUAAAAAUCUACUGUUUUAAAAAAUCUAUCAUAACUCAUAGAAUGAAAUGAUUACUGUCUUUUAAAAUGGUACUCGUGGGAAGCCACGUACUUACUGUAGUGACGCUAGUAUUACUUAGAACAUUUUUUAAACUUUCGGAAUUGCCUCCAAAGACAUUUCGCAAACCGCAUAGAAGAGCCAUCUCAGUGUUGAUUAGUCACAGGUUACACUCCCUUGUCCUUGUGACCUCCCCUCUUUUCCAUUCUCGGUUUUGCUUUUCUUCUCCUGGCUUAGCUCUCCCACCCACCUAUGCUGGAGCCAGUAACCUGAGGUGCCCAGAAAGGGGGUACGCUGGCCAGAGUUCCUGGAGCGAGAACUUUCAUAGUGAAGCCGAAUGCUGUAAAGGGAGGAUCCUGCAAGUCCAAAAACCUUCCUCUGUGGGCUGCCUGUAAGUGUCGUAAGUAGUUUGCACAGGAGUAAGGACCCGAAUACUGGUGAUAUCAAUCCCAGGAAGGUGAGGAAACCUGAAAUGUAAGUAUGUAAUGUACAGCAUUUCUCAGCAGUGAAGAACAGAAGCCAAACCAAGCCAUGCUUUAUGUUCACUUAAAACUGAAAGGUGUUUCUCAGGGUCUCCUUUGCCCUUCAUUGCUGCCACAUAAAAUCUGGGAGGAAGGAUGAUGAAAAGCCUGGGGAAAAGGUUCUCCUGUGAAAUGGACGUGUUCUUCUCUUGUAUUAAAGUACAAUGUGGCUUUGGCUCUCAGGUACUUAAGAAUGUUAGACAGUGUUCGUAAGCAGUCAUAGGACUAAUAAAAGGUAGGAGAGCUUCCCUGGAAGCCUAAGUUAAUGUAAACAA
Molecule: messenger RNA, 5660 nt
Organism: Ailuropoda melanoleuca (giant panda)
Lineage: Eukaryota; Metazoa; Chordata; Mammalia; Carnivora; Ursidae
Gene: STX17
Product: syntaxin 17
Exons: 8
Coding region: 161-1069 (302 amino acids)
Biological process (GO): exocytosis; vesicle fusion; intracellular protein transport
Cellular component (GO): SNARE complex; endomembrane system; autophagosome membrane
Molecular function (GO): SNARE binding; SNAP receptor activity
Source: RefSeq, a predicted model, not a curated record